GCCGCCACAGCGCGUGCGCGGUCCCGCGCCUCCGCGCGCUCCGUGAGGCGGCAGGCAUGGCGGCGGCGGGGCUGCUCGCCCGCGGCGGCGGGGCGAGGGCGCCCAGGGCGCUGGCCUUCGGGUUCCUCCGCCGGCUGCACACGGUGUACCAGAGCGCGGAGCUGCCGGAAACCCACCAGAUGCUGCGCCAGACGUGCCGGGACUUCGCAGAAAAGGAGCUGAUGCCUUUGGCCGCUAAGCUGGAUAAGGAGCACCGCUUCCCGGCCGAGCAGGUGAGGAAGAUGGGUGGCUUAGGGCUGCUGGCUAUGGAUGUGCCGGAGCAGUACAAAGGAGCAGGCCUCGACUACCUGGCCUAUUCCAUUGCUGUGGAGGAGAUCAGCAGGGGCUGUGCAUCCACGGGUGUCAUUAUCAGCGUCAAUAAUUCUCUGUAUUUAGGGCCAAUACUCAAGUUUGGCUCUGAAGAACAGAAGCACAAGUGGAUUGCUCCCUUCACUGGUGGAGAGAAGAUCGGAUGUUUUGCCCUUAGCGAACCAGGAAAUGGGAGUGACGCAGGCGCGGCAUCCACGGUGGCACGCCUGGAUGGUGACGAGUGGGUUCUGAACGGCACCAAGGCCUGGAUCACCAACGCCUGGGAUGCCUCGGCCACUGUGGUCUUUGCUACUACGGAUAAAUCCCUGAAGCACAAGGGUAUUAGUGCGUUCCUGGUUCCCAUGCCAACUGCUGGGCUGUCGCUGGGGAAGAAAGAAGACAAGCUGGGAAUCCGAGCCUCUUCUACUGCCAACCUAAUAUUUGAGGACUGCCGGAUACCCAAGGCCAACCUACUGGGGCAGCUGGGAAUGGGCUUCAAAAUUGCCAUGCAAACUCUAGAUGCAGGAAGGAUUGGUAUUGCCUCACAGGCUCUUGGAAUAGCACAGGCAGCUCUGGACUGUGCUGUGGAUUAUGCUGAAAAGCGAAUGGCGUUUGGGGCGCCCAUCACAAAGCUGCAGGCAGUGCAGUUUAAGCUGGCAGAUAUGGCUGUGGCCCUGGAGGGCGCGCGCUUGCUGACCUGGAGAGCUGCCAUGCUGAAAGACAAUGGGAAGCCCUUCACAAAGGAAGCAGCGAUGGCCAAGCUGGCUGCAUCAGAAGCUGCAACGGCCAUCGCUCAUCAGGCCAUUCAGAUCCUGGGCGGGAUGGGCUAUGUGACCGAGAUGCCAGCAGAACGCCAUUACCGUGACGCUCGUAUCACUGAGAUCUAUGAGGGGACCAGUGAGAUCCAAAGACUGGUGAUAGCAGGGCAAUUGCUGAAGGCCUACCGCAGCUGAAGAAGCCAACUAGAGCAAGACGCUGCCCCAAAGUGCCUCAUAGUGGUGCAAAACUGAUUGAGUCUUGGCCUUCUUGAACAAGGCUAAUGAUGGAAGGUUUCCUCACCAAUGAGUAACUGACGCUCGUGUUAAAAAUGUGCCGAUUCUUCUUUGGACAAAAUACGGUGCGUGGAAGGGCAUAUCUAGGGUUGUAAGUGGUGGCUGUAAGUGCAGGAGGGAGGAGGCAACCUGCCCUUUUAGGGGACUAUAGGUCUGUUCCUAAACCAGAGAGUUGUUUUGUUUUGGUAGCAGCAACGUCACUUUGCUCUUCAGUGAAGGCAGCAGCUUUCCUUGUGCGCUUCCCAGCCACCGCGUGUUCAGCAAGGAUUUGUCACGACACGGCACUCAGUAACCACUGCCAAUUAGCAGUGCCGAGAGACAUGACCCUGUGCCCUGGUCCAGGCCAGGGUUGCCUCUUCUGAUCAGGCUUUGAUGAAUUUCAGGUGUGGGAUGCAGCUCUCUGUGAGCGCCUAAUUGGACACAGGCUGUGCAGCAAUGUGCUUCUUCCAGCCGGAGCGGAGCCAGGCAGGAGGACACAGGCACUUCCCCCAUACAAAGGGUGCUUCGUGGAGCCUGUGGGUGCUGGCUGUGUGGAGGUAAAAACAAAGGUCAGGAAACCCCUCCCCGAUCUCGCCCAGCAAUGCCCAGCAGCCUUAGACAUAGGUCUAAAAGCAAAGGACAGAAAAGCUGCAAUGCCUGGGACUGAUUUUUUUUCCCCAAAAACAAAAACCAAAAAACCCCAAACAACCAGAAAACAAACAAACAAAGCCAAACCACAACCCUCUGCUCCCAAAGCUGCUUUUACUAUACCAACAACUACCCAAAGGAAAGGAAAUGUGUGAAGUGGCAGUAACAGCCUUUAAUAUCUACAUGGUUUGGGCAACAGCAAGGAAAUGAGCAGAUGUCAUAGAAAACCGUACCAGGACGCUUCAGCAGUAGCACAUAUCCCCAGUCAGUUAUCUUUGGCAAGACGUUAACUUUCAGAAGAUGGAACAGCCAAAAGAAAAGCUCUGCACUGAGGAAAAGAUGGUGAGGAUUAAGACAAGCACCUGUAUGGUCCACCCCCUCCAUCCAAACGAGGCGUACACUAGCAGUAAAUUGUUAUUUUCCUAUGGUGCCAUUUAUUUAGAUUUGUGUGGAGAGAAAACCAGCAGGCUUCUAUUACACAUAAGAAAGCAGAGACUACAAAUAAAACAUGAUUUUUUU
This is a messenger RNA of Phalacrocorax carbo (great cormorant), 2546 nucleotides long. NCBI's taxonomy places the organism in Eukaryota, Metazoa, Chordata, Aves, Suliformes, Phalacrocoracidae. The record is from RefSeq and is a predicted model, not a curated record.